This is a messenger RNA of Euleptes europaea (tarantolino), 1681 nucleotides long. It is a transcript of the gene PPAN, whose product is annotated as peter pan homolog. Gene Ontology annotation, molecular function: rRNA binding. The transcript is spliced from 12 exons. Bases 13 to 1614 code for a protein of 533 amino acids. Gene Ontology annotation, cellular component: preribosome, large subunit precursor. NCBI's taxonomy places the organism in Eukaryota, Metazoa, Chordata, Lepidosauria, Squamata, Sphaerodactylidae. The record is from RefSeq and is a predicted model, not a curated record. Gene Ontology annotation, biological process: ribosomal large subunit assembly; rRNA processing.
CGUGUGACCGCCAUGGGGAGGCCGAGCAAAACUAAGAAUCAGAAGAAAGAGCGUGCAGCUGCCCAGCAUCAGGCUCAGGAGGAAUAUAGUUCUGUGCCUCACUCGUUUGUCUUUCACCGGGGUCAUGUUGGCAAAAAUCUGCAGCAGCUUAUCUUGGAUGUACGGCGUGUGAUGGAGCCCUACACAGCCACUAAUCUCAAGGUGCGAAAGAAGAACACUGUGAAGGAUUUUGUGGCAUUGGCUGGACCCUUGGGCGUGACUCAUUUCUUGGUGUUCACGAAAACCCCCACCACUAUCAACCUUAAACUUUUCCGUCUUCCUGGUGGACCAUCCCUCACCUUCAGAGUUAUUCAGUAUUCGCUCAUCAAGGAUGUUGUGUCAUCCCUGAAGCGGCACCGUAUGCAUGAGCAGCAGUUCACCCACCACCCACUCCUGAUACUGAACAACUUUGGCCUUCAAGGCAUGCACAUCAAGGUCAUGGCUACUAUGUUCCAGAACAUGUUCCCCUCCAUCAAUGUCCACAGGGUUAACCUGAAUGCCAUCAAGCGCUGUGUACUGAUCAGCUAUGACCCAGACAGCCAGACUCUUGAAUUCCGUCACUACAGUUUGAAAGUGGUGCCUGUAGGGAUGAGCAAAGGGUUAAAGAAGUUCCUGCAGGAGAAGUUUCCCAACCUGAGUCGCCUCCAGGACAUCAGUGAGCUGCUGGUCAAAGAUGUUGUCCUCUCCGAGAGUGAAGCUGAGCAGGACGGCAGUCACAACAUCACAGAACUGCCUCAGGCUUACGCAGGCCGUGGGAAUAUGAAAUCCGAACAGAGUGCGGUGCGGCUUACUGAGAUUGGCCCACGAAUGAGGCUGCAGCUCAUCAAGGUGGAAGAAGGCUUAGGCCAGGGCAAUGUGCUGUAUCACCACUUCAUUCACAAGACUGAGCAAGAGAUCCAGGAGGCUUUGGCGAGGAAAGAAAAGAAGUUACAGCUGAAGGCUGAGCGCCGGCGCAAACAGGAGGCAGAUGUGGAACGUAAGCAGGAGCAGAGAGAAGCUCACAGGAAGAAGAGCCUGGAGGGGAUAAAGAAAAAGAAGAAGCAAGCAGAGGGAAGUGACAGUGAUGCAGAGGAUCCUGGGAUGCAGGAGGACCAGAACGUGGAUGAGCCAUCAGAUGAUGAUACAGAAUAUUACCGACAGGAAGUGGGAGAAGAGCCCGACGAAGAUCUAUUCCCAAAAAGCACCAAGAGGAAACGAGGGCUUGGCCAAUCCAUCAAGCCAAGGAAAAGACCGAAACACUCCCACCCUACAGAUGAUCAGAACUCAGCCCCUGUAGGCACAGUCUCCAAGAUGAAGCACAGGAAGACUCCAUGGCCCAGGCAGGGCCGGCAGCCAAGAGACUCACCUGGUCUGAGAGAGCGGCGGCAGCAGGACACCAGGCAGCAAGGAAGAUCACCAAGUGCCAAGCGGAAGCAAGCCCAACGUCCAGGGCAGCUCCGUCCUAAACAGCGGCGUAGCUCAAGGCCUCAGGGGCCCUGGAGGCAGGGCAGGCCUGGACUGCAGAGGAAACAGAUGCCAAAGGGGAAAGGAGGCUUCAGAAAGCAGAGACGUUCAGGGAAGAAAGGGCCAGCGUAGUGCUCUGGGUCUGUGCUUCACUUGGUGCUUCGUUUUUGUAAUAUACAGGCUAUCCAAGCUGCUUGCG